CUUUGGACGAACAUCUCGCGACAACAACCAUCUUACCCAGGACCAUCGCUACCAUAUUCUCGGUUCCUUAUAGAACGCAAAUCUUCACUGGUUUACUCGGGGAGAUCUGGGGUAUUGCAGAGUAUUACGUCAGAAGAAGAACUGGUUGCUCUAGGUUGCUUGCUGUGUGUGUGUGUGGUAAGGCCCCACGAUGGCCUCGCAAAGUUCCGAUGCCUCUCUUCACGGCCACCUCGCACUUCAAGAAUGGGUCACUCGACAUGGCGGUCUCCUUGACGAGAGUGUCCAACUGGCCCGGGAUGAUUCCCGCGGCGUCCACAUCCAAGUGAGACCGGACCGGACCUCUGCUGUGCCCCAAGGCACAUGCGUGAUCAAGACUCCAUUGUCACUCACCAUGUCUUAUUUCGACGCCAUCGAUUACAUCUCCCUCAAAGACAAAUCUGCAGAGUCUCCAUUUUCCAGCCAUGGGGUUAAAUUCCCUCGCGGCUUCAUUGACGCCGUUGGACCGCAGGAAACGAUGGCUUUCUUUCUCAUGGGUCAUUAUCUGAAAGGCUCAGAGAGUUUCUGGCAUCCUUAUAUCAGAACGCUUCCGGCGCCGGGCCAAUUGACCACGCCGUUGUACUACGAGGGAGAGGACCUGGAGUGGUUACGAGGAACUAGUCUCUAUGCUGCUAGGGAGCAGAGGUUGGAGAUAUGGAAGGAUAAAUAUGAGACUGGCGUCAAGGUAUUGAAAGAGUGGGCGUUUGAGGAUGCUGAUAAGUAUACUUGGGAUGUGUAUCUAUGGGCGUCGACUAUCAUUGCCUCCCGGGCUUUCACGGCAAAAGUCCUCGCUGGUGUGAUCGGACUGUCAGAUCUGCCGGAAGAGACUAUUUCAGUUCUUCUUCCUUUGAUUGAUGUUACGAAUCAUCGACCGCUCGCGAAAGUGGAAUGGCAGGCUGGAAACGAGAAGAUCGGUCUUGCUGUUAUGGAGGAUACUGCUGCGGGUAGAGAAAUCGGGAAUAAUUAUGGACCACGCAGCAAUGAACAGUUAAUGAUGAACUAUGGCUUCUGUAUUCCUGAGAAUCCUUGCGACUACCGUGUCGUGAGCUUGAGGGCACCGCCCGGAAGUCCACUGGACGAAGUCAAGAUCCGCCAGAAACAGGAAUUCCCUGAGACAGGAGACAAAGAAGACCAGUAUUACGUCUUCAAUGUCUCGUACCCGCUUCUUGCUGCAGAAACUUCUCUGGAGCAUUCGAUAUUUUCACCAGAUCUCUUCGGGGCUGUCUCCAUCCUGUCGGCGAAUGACCGCGAAUUCCAGACUCUAGAGAUAACCAAGGAGGGCGUGCGGAUACCUUCAGCACCGUAUGGGAAUUCUCGCAACGUCCUCGCUUCGUUAAGCCAGGUUAUAGUCGAGCUGAUCACGCACAUCGUCAAGUUGAAAUCGUCGGGAGAGUCUCUGCAGCAGCCGCAGAACCUCAAGCAGGCUCACGCCAAAAUUUACCGUGAUAGCCAGGUGAUGCUAUCAGAGACAGCAAUUGUCAUUGCUGAGUGGACGCUUGCUCGUGCCCGGCAACAGAAUACACAGGCUCUUCUUCCUGAUUCCUACCUGUCCCGGAUACCGACGGACAAGUUCUCUGAAGAGACAAUGGCACGUAUAAAAUCUAGACUCACAGAGUCAAAGUCACUUUUGAGAAAAGAAGGCGAGCUGUUCCAGUUCAGCGAAGUGUUUGCACUUCUUCCUCAGGAGAUCCAGGAGCCUUGCCGAGAGUGCCUGCGGGAUAUACUAUCGCAUGCAAAGCAGUUCAUUACACCGUCCCCGCCGGAAAAUGCAUCUGGCCCGCUAGGAUAUGCGGUAUUGUUCUGUCUGCUGUCCUCGAUCUACCGGUCAGCUGGGUCAUCCCCGGGGAAGAGCAAACUUCCACCGCGAUUGACACGAUGGAUUAGUGUUCUUCUCGAGACGUACCAACCGCCUCCAGAGGAUGUCUCCUGGGUUCUUCCAGACGAGGAAGAUGAAGAAAUGCUCAGUGCCUUUGAUGAGAUUGUAGAGACACUGCGGGCGCGGAAGCCAGCUCUCUUCUCUAGUGUUUCCUACCUUACGGGCGAUUGGGAAGGCGAUGCAUGGUGGCUCUCUCCGAACUGGCUGCGGUGGGCAUGGAUGGUGGCAGAACAGGAGAUUGUCAGCGUAGUAGAUGACCCGCUGCAGUUUGUGACGACUAAGAGGCUUGGUGCUGGAGGUCCUGUGGCACUGUCUACGAGUCCGUAUCUGUAUGUUCCUCAGGAAGUGGAGUCGGCAUGAAGAUGUCGCUGGAUACGUAGCUGGAUUGAUUCUAUGUUGGGUAUAUCAACAUAAACAUUCAAUAUUUUCACAAUCUCUAUCGAUCGUAGUG
Molecule: messenger RNA, 2363 nt
Organism: Paecilomyces variotii
Lineage: Eukaryota; Fungi; Ascomycota; Eurotiomycetes; Eurotiales; Thermoascaceae
Product: SET domain protein
Exons: 4
Coding region: 191-2272 (693 amino acids)
Biological process (GO): peptidyl-lysine monomethylation
Molecular function (GO): protein-lysine N-methyltransferase activity
Source: RefSeq, a predicted model, not a curated record